Pieris macdunnoughi is the source of this 1170-nucleotide messenger RNA. Lineage: Eukaryota; Metazoa; Arthropoda; Insecta; Lepidoptera; Pieridae. The record is from the annotation of a GenBank genome assembly.
AUGGAGCCAGUAAGAGAAAAAGCUUUUCAAGAUUAUCGAAAGAAGCUGAUGGAACAUAAAGAAGUUGAGUCAAGGCUUAAAGAUAUGCGAGAACAGUUAAAAGAUUUAACAAAACAGUAUGAUAAGAGUGAAAAUGAUCUCAAAGCCCUUCAGAGUGUGGGUCAAAUUGUUGGUGAAGUGUUGAAGCAACUUACUGAAGAAAAGUUUAUUGUAAAAGCAACAAAUGGUCCCAGAUAUGUUGUGGGAUGCAGGCGUCAAUUAGACAAGAACAAACUAAAGGGUGGUACUCGAGUUGCAUUAGAUAUGACUACGCUCACCAUCAUGCGUCAUUUACCAAGAGAGGUAGACCCUCUUGUUUACAACAUGAGCCAUGAAGACCCAGGAGAUGUCACCUACUCUGCUAUAGGAGGCCUGCAGGAACAGAUACGACAGCUUAGAGAGGUAAUUGAGCUGCCUUUAAUGAACCCCGAGUUAUUUGUUCGUGUUGGUAUAACUCCUCCGAAAGGUUGUCUCUUAUAUGGCCCUCCAGGAACAGGAAAGACCCUACUUGCUAGAGCUGUUGCUUCACAGCUUGAUGCGAACUUCUUAAAGGUAGUAUCUUCAGCGAUCGUCGACAAGUACAUCGGCGAGUCAGCGCGUCUUAUUCGUGAGAUGUUUAACUACGCACGAGACCAUCAGCCUUGUAUAAUAUUCAUGGACGAAAUUGAUGCUAUUGGUGGCAGACGUUUCUCUGAAGGUACAAGCGCUGACCGUGAAAUCCAACGGACGCUCAUGGAACUGCUAAACCAAAUGGACGGGUUCGAUUCCCUGGGACAAGUGAAAAUAAUUAUGGCUACAAACCGGCCAGACACGCUUGACCCCGCGUUGUUGAGGCCUGGACGUCUUGACAGGAAGAUUGAGAUACCGCUGCCAAAUGAGCAAGCCAGAUUGGAAAUCCUGAAAAUCCACGCGGCACCGAUUGCUAAACACGGCGAGAUGGAUUAUGAGGCGGUUGUCAAACUAUCAGACACAUUUAACGGAGCUGACCUAAGAAAUGUCUGUACUGAGGCUGGUUUAUUCGCAAUCAGAGCUGAGAGAGAAUAUAUUAUACAGGAGGAUCUAAUGAAAGCAGUACGUAAGGUAGCGGAUAACAAGAAACUUGAAAGCAAGUUGGAUUACAAACCCGUCUAA